GACAAAACAAGCUGAUGAAAAAAUUGUUUUCUUUUUGAUAUUUUGCGAAAAUUAUAAAAACAAGAUAAUUAAUAAAGAUGUCUUUAGAAUCAACAACUUGUGAAGAUCUUAAAGCAUUUGAAAGACGAUUAACUGAAGUUCUAGCAUCACUGCAGCCAGCAUGCAUAAGAUGGAGAAUUAUUUUGGGAAUUUGUUCACUUACAACUGGAUUUUCAGCUUUCUUCUGGCUCAGAGAUCCACAAACUAGCUUCUUGCCGUUAUUUGAUUCUUUAAUUAUUCACCCACUUUUCUUCUUAUCUGCACUUGCAUUAGUUAUGCUAUUCUGCUAUGGGAUCCACAAAUUAGUCAUUUCACCUCAGAUAAUAAUUUCACGGACAAGGACUGUACUUAAUGAAUUUAAUAUGUCAUGCAACGAAAAGGGAAUGCUUAUAUUAAAAGGAUUUCAGAAAGAAUAGAAGAGAAGAAGAUGACAUUUAAGGAAGAAUAAAUUAAGACUUAAAAGAUAUUAAUUAAAGUAUGAAUAAACGAUCACUUAAAUUUCAAAUUCAU
Molecule: messenger RNA, 549 nt
Organism: Chironomus riparius
Lineage: Eukaryota; Metazoa; Arthropoda; Insecta; Diptera; Chironomidae
Source: the annotation of a GenBank genome assembly